CCUGGAACAAGUGUCCAGGCUGUGGCAAAGACCCAUAGAGCCUAUCACAAUACAAGAAAUAAUAUCAGGAAUUAAAUAAGCACCAGUGGAGGGAAUUCUUUUGAAUUAAUUCUGCCUCUGACAGGGCUAAAGAAAGGUUGUUAGGAUUCAAACAAGCUCUGUCUGCCACGCUGUGUUUUCUUUUCCUGGCUGAAAGGCUCAGGUCCUACGGCAGCAGAAUGAAUUCCUGCCUGUCCUUUGAGAUGCCUUUACUGUCCAGGCUUCCUCUGGGCUCACCCUGAUGGCAAUGUGGAACACAUAGGCUUGCCUCCUUGGUUCCAUCGGUGUGAUUUUCAUACGGGGAACUGGUGCUUUAGGCUAGCAGUGCAGCAUGACCUUAGCUGUCUGUAGGAAUAUUCAUCUCUGGCUUCUUUGUAUCCGUGAAGCUGCCUACACACAGCAGCUGCAGCAGUGUGGGCUCCCAUAGGGCUCAUGUGUCUGCAAGCCCCUCAAAGCUGUUUCUUCCAGGGCUGUUGGUUUCUGCUGCAUGAAGAGAAGGCUAACAGCACCAUGGCAAAUCAUGCCUCGCAAGCUCAGGCAAACAGCUUUACUUAAGUAAAAUGGGAAUUUGUAUUCUGGCAGCUAUACUGAUGACUUGGGGCUUGUAGGAGAAAUUGAGCAAAUCUCCAGUGCUGACAAGGCAGAGGAAUUUCUAACAGUUGCACUUUUUUAUAUCUGUAACUAAUACGCGAGGAGCCUUGUAAAUGUCUGAGGGGAGGUGGGGGAAGGGGAGAGCCAGGGAAGGAAGAAAGAAGAAAAGCAGUGUUAUGCUGUGACUUAUGACUCAAACCAUGCAGUCAGCUGCUAGGCCCCCUGCGUGGUGCUCAGGAAUUGCUUCUCUCCUAUCAUUGAUUCACCAGACAAAGGCAUUUUCUGCAUUGCAACACACAGCCUUUGCAGACCACGUUGGUAUCCUCACAGGCAAUGGUGGCUGAAACCCUGAGCCCUGCAGGACUCCUCAAUCCGAGCUGGCAGCCAACGGGCUGCUCUUGGAUUUGCCCCUGGGAGCGCCUUGCAGUUUGUGUUCUACUUUGUGCUGGGGCCGCAUUUCACUUUGAUUACUCAUGAUUCUUGUUCUGUUUUUCUUCUUUUCCAUUUGUUCCUAGCCGUCUUGCUGGAUUUUAGUGCUGUACUCAGACUGGUGUGCUGCAGCAUGACUGGCAGUCCUGGAGGACUGGGAAAGCAGCGUGUGUGUCCGGUUAAUGCGAGGAGAAGCGCAGAUGCUGCAACUGUUCAGACACCAGAGCUGAUGACUGCAGAUCCAUUUCUGUGUGCUCUGCCUGUCCUGUAGGAGCUCAGCAUACCAGUCCAUGUGCAGAGGGAAGCUGGAAGGCUUUUGUGUGCACAUAUAAGAAGCCCCAGCUGUACUUGCCUACCCUGACAUAACAAAACAAUCAAAAGCAUCAUGUGGAGCAAACUCCUGUUUUUCUCAAGACUCACCUGUUAAGCAAUUUCCUAUGUUCAAGAGCUCUUCUUUGCCAAAUGUGGUUCUGCGGUGAGACGAGCGGCGAGGAGGACGCCGAAGUACUGACGGCCCAGAAGUUCCGGGCUGACCUGGCCUACAGAGAACGGGAGUUUGAGAAAGCUCUGUGUGAAUACUCAAACUGCUUGCAGCACUUGCCUCCCGGUAACAUUGCCAUGAGGCGGGACGUCCAGGAGGGCCAGGCUCGCUGUUUGUCUCAACUAGGAAGGCACAAGGAAGCUCUGGAUAUUGCAGAAAGAAUGAGAAAUGGUGCCACAAACACGGAUCACUUAACGACUGUUCUCAACCUGCAGUUUGCCAUUUAUCGGGAUCUGGAAAACGUGGAAAAAAAGAUCGUGUGUCUGCAGCAGCUGAUCUGCUUACAUCCCUUCAACCCUUGGUUCUGGAUGUCACUUGCUGAAGCUUAUAUGGACCUUUUGCAGGGCUUGUCUCCAUUAUGCAUUCCAGAAACAAACCUACAUUGGUCCAGAGAGGUUAGUGAUGGUAGUUUCGGAAUAUCAGCUGGAGGAGAGAUUAAUCUCCAGCCUCACAGAUCGCACUGCCAGAGCGAAGGCCCUCCGUCCUGCCCAGCUGCAGAAACAAAGAGCGAGAGCUCAGCGACCUGCAGCAGCAGCCAGGCUGUAACAGAAAUGCUCUGCACUUCAGACUACACUGGAAGGAAAGCUGAAGGGAAACAGGCAGCCUGCGAGUCCUGGGAGCCGGACUUGGCAAAGCAUGUUGGCGUAAAGGCGUGUGCCUCAUUUGUUAGAGCAAGGCUUUUACUUCAGCUUACUCAACUGCAACAGUCAUCCUUUGCUCUCGAAAAUAACAUAAAAUGUCAGAAAGAAAUUGAUGACAAAGUGGCACAGUUUGGUUUAAAUGAAAACUCCCUGCUGCAGGUGACCAAGGUGAUGGGAGCAGAUCUUAUACCAGAAAAACUAAAGGAGGAAUUUCAGGGCGAGGUAAAAUGCAUAGGCUCUUCAGCACUGUCAUCAUUGGUAACCGCAUCGGCCUCGGAGUUUGAAAUCAAAUGGUUCGAUAUUCUGUGAGAUGAUCUGUGCCACUUGGACAGGCAGGUCUCUUCAGAGACACACACCCCAGCUCUGGCAACGUAGGGCUGUUGUAUUUAUUGUCACAGCUUCAGAGGAUUAUGGAAUGAUGCACGCAAAAUGUUCCUGUUGUAUUUUUUACGUUUUCUUAUAGUAUGUAUUUCAAGAAAGUAAAUCUCUGCAUUUGAA
Molecule: messenger RNA, 2739 nt
Organism: Tympanuchus pallidicinctus (lesser prairie-chicken)
Lineage: Eukaryota; Metazoa; Chordata; Aves; Galliformes; Phasianidae
Gene: CUNH8orf76
Product: chromosome unknown C8orf76 homolog
Exons: 6
Coding region: 1522-2550 (342 amino acids)
Molecular function (GO): protein binding
Source: RefSeq, a predicted model, not a curated record